CCCCCCCCCCCCCCCCCCCCCCCCCCCCCCCCCCCCCCCCCCCCCCCCCCCCCCCCCCCCCCCCCCCCCCCCCCCCCCCCCCCCCCCCCCCCCCCCCCCCCCCCCCCCCCCCCCCCCCCCCCCCCCCCCCCCCCCCCCCCCCCCCCCCCCCCCCCCCCCCCCCCCCCCCCCCCCCCCCCCCCCCCCCCCCCCCCCCCCCCCCCCCCCCCCCCCCCCCCCCCCCCCCCCCCCCCCCCCCCCCCCCCCCCCCCCCCCCCCCCCCCCCCCCCCCCCCCCCCCCCCCCCCCCCCCCCCCCCCCCCCCCCCCCCCCCCCCCCCCCCCCCCCCCCCCCCCCCCCCCCCCCCCCCCCCCCCCCCCCCCCCCCCCCCCCCCCCCCCCCCCCCCCCCCCCCCCCCCCCCCCCCCCCCCCCCCCCCCCCCCCCCCCCCCCCCCCCCCCCCCCCCCCCCCCCCCCCCCCCCCCCCCCCCCGCCCCCUGAGGCGCCCCGCCCCAGCGAGCUGGGCGUGA
Ficedula albicollis (Collared flycatcher) is the source of this 507-nucleotide messenger RNA. RefSeq names its product formin-like protein 20. NCBI's taxonomy places the organism in Eukaryota, Metazoa, Chordata, Aves, Passeriformes, Muscicapidae. The record is from RefSeq and is a predicted model, not a curated record. The transcript has a single exon. The annotation marks the transcript as partial.